GAGGAGUUGGAAAAACUGCCAAACAUACCUGCAAUUGCCCAAGCCAACGCUCUUCAACAUACCCUUACCCAGAUCCUCGCUCAAAUAACUCAAAUAAACACUCGAAUGGAUCAAAUGGAAACUCGAAUGGAUCGAAUGGAAACUCGAAUGGAUCGAAUGGAAGCUAAACUUAACGCUCUCAGUACUCAAAUCUCUACAAGUGAACAUAAUCAUAUGGCACGAGUUCAGAAUUCCCUCCUUGCAAGAACUACAGAUCGACUUGAACCACUCUUAAAUCCCUCAACCAAGACCGCAAUCGAAGGAUAUCCUACAAACCCAAGAGAAAUAACAACGAUGGAAGACGCGAGACUUAUUUCUGUCCUAGAGCAGUUAGGAUUACCUACAAAUGGAGGAAGACUAGCAAGAGAGAAACGCUUAAGACAGAGCAUUGGUCUUCCACCAAUUGCUGGU
Molecule: messenger RNA, 450 nt
Organism: Exophiala aquamarina CBS 119918
Lineage: Eukaryota; Fungi; Ascomycota; Eurotiomycetes; Chaetothyriales; Herpotrichiellaceae
Exons: 2
Source: RefSeq, a predicted model, not a curated record